Ziziphus jujuba (common jujube) is the source of this 1090-nucleotide messenger RNA. Its product is annotated as protein PYRICULARIA ORYZAE RESISTANCE 21-like. Bases 197 to 769 code for a protein of 190 amino acids. Gene Ontology annotation, molecular function: metal ion binding. The record is from RefSeq and is a predicted model, not a curated record. The transcript is spliced from 4 exons. Lineage: Eukaryota; Viridiplantae; Streptophyta; Magnoliopsida; Rosales; Rhamnaceae.
AUUUUGGGGACACAGAAUUGGUAUCCUAGAAUAGAGGAAGGACGAUAAGGUGGGUCAAUCACAGUCAGGAUUGGAGAGUGAGCAAUUUAAAUGAUCUCAUGUUCUCAAAUAACGUACGACAAUUUGAAUGACAGCCCAGGUUUUUAUGAUGCUCAGUUCAGCUUCAGAUCAUUCUUAGAGGUUCACAGAAAAAACUAUGGGGGGAGAAAAGCAAGUCACCACAAUGGUGCUGAAGGUGGAUCUUCAGUGCUGCAAAUGCUACAAGAAGGUCAAAAAAAUACUCUGUAAAAUCCCUCAAAUACACGACCAGGUAUACGAUGAGAAGAAUGACACAGUCACAAUCAAAGUGUUAUGUUGCAGUCCUGAAAAGAUCAAGGAAAAGAUUAUCUGCAAAGGCGGUGGCUGUAUUACAAGCAUCGACAUCAUAGUUCCUGAAAAACAGAAGCCUAAACCAUCUGAAAAGACCAAAGAACCAGAAAAGCUCAAAGAACCAGAAAAGCCCAAAGAACAAGAAAAGCCUAAAGCCCCUGAGAACCCACCAUGUCAGAGGCCAUCUCCUCCUCAUCCGCAGGUGUUAGUUCGGAUCGGAGUAUGUUGUCAGCAAUGUUACAGUGGGUAUCCUGGUGGGCCAUGCCUUCACUGCCAUGCUUGGCCACCACCAUGUUACAAAUACUAUGGGUAUUGUGGAAGGCCCGUCUUUGAUAGCUGUGGCUGUGGAAGGAAUUGCUAUACGAGCCACUGUGAUACCCAAGGAUGCACUAUCAUGUAGAUCAAUUUUUAAAUUUUGUUACCUUCACAAGAUAUUUUCUUCUUAAUUACCACUUAUAUAUACAAGUGGUAGAAUGUCGAUUAUUAUUGUUAUACGUAUAAGGUAGGUGGGAAAAUAACUAGAAGAGAUUAUAAUAAUAAUGAAAUUUGGUUGUUUGUUGAUAGUAGGGGGGUACAUGAAGUGCCACACUAAAAAUAAAUAAAUAAAUAAAUAAGUGAAGGUUUCAUCAAUCAUUGCUCAAUUUCUGUUUGUGGUGUGUACACUUGCUUUUUCUUCCAUUUUGUAUAUUAAUAUUAUAUAAUAUAUAUUUUAACGAAGCUC